AAGCAAAGAAAAAAGAUUUACCACUUAAAGCUAAAACUUAUUCUUUUUGAUUUUGUGCUACGUUUUUUGUGUUAACGUUCCCUUCAAAUAUCUCGUAUCGUCACCGUUGUCUUCGAUAUCGUCCUUAUUUUUUAUAAGUAUGGCAUUCUGUGAUCCGAACGCAAAUGCCUCGCAAUUGUCCAGCGAUGAUACAAGUGACUCGGAUAACGAGUACCUUGCCAAGCUGAAAGUCCUUGAAGCGGAGGCGUGGGAACUAAGGAAGGAGAUCAACAAAUUGGUCGAGGAGAUGGCCGCCAGAAAGAAGGUGAAAAAUAACACCAAAAGGAAGCGCAAAGAGAAAAAGAAGAGUAGCAGCAGCACCGACACUGGAACUGUCAAUGAGCGCGUCAGCAGCAGAAAUAAGUUCAGCCAGUUGAUGAACUUUGAUGCCACCGCCAAGCCCAUGUCGUACGAUGAGAAGCGACAGCUCUCGCUCGACAUUCAUAAGAUACCAGCUGACAAACUGGGACGUGUGGUGCACAUAAUUCAUAAUCGAGAGCCAUCGCUGCGCGACUCAAAUCCGGAUGAGAUUGAGAUCGAUUUUGAGACACUAAAGCCGAUUACGCUGCGCGAGCUUGGAAGCUUUGUGGCGUCGUAUUUGCGCAAAAAAACACGCGAUGAUAUUGAGGGGGCAGCACGCAAGAAGAUAUCACUUGAUUCAAAUGGAAGCAAUCAACAGCAGCAGCAGCAACCGACGGGUAACCGGCAACAGCAGCAACAAUUUGGUCUGCAACAACAGCAGAAACCGCAACAGCAACCGCAUCAGCAACAACAGUUGCAGCAUCAAGAUCAUUUGCAUUCGCAGCAACAUCAGCAGCAGCAGCAGCAGCAGCAGCAACAACCGACGGGUAACUGGCAACAGCAGCAACAAUUUGGUCUGCAACAACAGCAGAAACCGCAACAGCAACCGCAUCAGCAACAACAGUUGCAGCAUCAAGAUCAUUUGCAUUCGCAGCAACAUCAGCAGCAGCAGCAGCAAGAACAACAUCUCCAGCAACAUCAACAACAUCAGCAGCAGCAGCAAGAACAGCGACAGACUGGUAAAAUGCAACAGCAAAGGCAACAGCAACAACAGCGGCAGCAGCAUUUCCAACAAUAUCGCCAAAAGCAGCUGCAGCAGCAACAGCAACAACACCGACGGCAGAUGUUACCGCCACAGCAAUCGAUUUCCGAUUUAAAGAUGCAUAUGGCUGGUAACGCUGGCUCUGCUCAGAACCUUAAGAUGGCCAGCAAGCCAAAUUUGAAGGAUGACCGCUCAUCGUCAUUGCUGGCAUCAUCAGAGAAUACGGCGACAACGUCGAGCAAGGCGAAACCGGCAAUGGACUCAGUCCAGCAAUCCCGCAUCAAAGCCAAAGAACGCGAUCGCCUCAAGCUGCUGGAGGCGGUAGAGAAGGUGAAGAAGCACCAAAGGGAGGAGGCCGAAAAGGCGCAACAACGCAUGCGUCGCAUGUAUGUUGCCGCCAGCAGCAACAUCGGCAUUGGCAAUGGGCCUGCCACAAGGAGCAAAACAACUCUAGGCAAAGGAUAUCAAGGCAUCCGCAAUGGCCAGGCUCAACAUGCAGCCUCCGUGGCAGCAGAAAGCGGACGGAAAUGCGUGAAUUAUUCACAGCGGCAAACAUCUCGACUGGCGGACAUCAAGGCAUCGUCCGGUCAGGAACAGGAUUCGCCGCAGCAUCGCGUGUCUGCUAAGCGUGCGGAGCAGCGUAAAGCCGAGCAGGAGCGUCGUCGACGCGAGGCGAUGGCUCGCCAUGUUGACAUGAGUAUGCAGAGUGAUCUGAUGGCCUUCGAGGAGACUCUGUAGGCAGCGACAAACACAUGAAAAAGAUCGCGUAAAAAAGAACAUCAUCAGCAUCAUCGCAAAGGAAACUUACAGCAGCAGCAAUAACAUCAACAGCAAGAGACAACAGCUAAAGUCAACAACAUAGGAGCGAAAAUAGAAGUAUCAGGAACAAGAAGGACAACAGUGUGUUGGAAAGAGAACAGUUUGUCCAAAAGGCAGAGUUCAACAACAAAUGUAACAACAACAAUAUAUUUACACAGUAGACGCGCAAACAUUUCGAUUUGGAUAUAAAUAUAUAUUAAC
Messenger RNA from Drosophila sulfurigaster albostrigata, 2122 nucleotides. RefSeq names its product homeotic protein female sterile-like. Gene Ontology annotation, cellular component: chromatin; nucleus. Gene Ontology annotation, biological process: chromatin remodeling; regulation of DNA-templated transcription. Lineage: Eukaryota; Metazoa; Arthropoda; Insecta; Diptera; Drosophilidae. The record is from RefSeq and is a predicted model, not a curated record. The coding region runs from base 140 to 1840 and encodes 566 amino acids. The transcript is spliced from 6 exons.